AUGCUAGGACCAGUGCUGAGUGGUGGGCUUGUAGCAGUACCCCUGGAUGAAACUACACCUUUGAUAUCGAGUGAGUCACAGAGUUUGAGUCGCACCAAGGCCAAUGUAAUAGUUGCAACGCUGUCAGUUGGCAGUUUUCUCGCAGCUUUGGAUAUGACGGUGGUUACGACUCUUCUGCCAAAUAUAGCGUCCGACCUCGAGGCAAGCUAGCAAAUGUCGUGGAUUGCUACGUCGUACUUACUAUCGUGCAGUUCUUUCCAGCCUAUGUACGGAAAGCUGUCAAACGUUUUUGGCCGUCGAGAAAUGCUAGUGUUUGUCAAUCUGAUUUUUGCACUGGGCUGCUACCUAUGUGGCUCCAGCUUCUCACGCGGUAUCUGGACCCCGUCCAUAGCGAAAUUUAUCGCUGGGAUCGGUGGUGGCGGAAUGACUGCCUUAUCGACCAUCGCGAUUAGUGACUUCAUUCCACUCAGAAAGCGUGGACUGUACCAAGGCCUGGGCAAUAUUUUCUUUUCCCUGGGAUCUGCGUCUGGCUCCAUCCUCGGUGCACUCUUACAGAGAUCGGUGGGUUGGCGUUGGGCCUUCCAGGUACCUGUGGCGCUCACAAGUGCUACUUUGGUGUAUUUUACGCUGAGGCUUCCUGAUAACUCUCCAGGACGUGGCAGUCUGUGGGUCGAGAUUAAAGAGAAGAGCUAUUUCCACUAGUCUCAAAUUCCACAACUAAUUGACCUCGUUGGUUGCGUCUCCCUUGUCACUACCAUGCUUGUUCUAAUGAUUGUCAUCACUUCUCUCGAUAAUCCCGAAAGCCUGGGAUUGUACGGAUGGAUUGCACUUACUUUUAUACUAGUCUUUGCAUCAGCGUAUUUCGUGCGCACCGAGAUGAGUGUGGAGAACCCAGUGAUUCCGCUGAGACUGGUUUUUAGAAACCGGACUGUGUUGUCGUCGUCAUUCACAAAUUGGUUCAACACAAUGGCUAUGUUCGCAGUGAUGUACUACAUGCCAGUCUUCUGGCAGAGCGUGUACGGGCUUUCUCCGUGGAAGGUUGGAAUCCGAUCCAUCUCUAACUUCGUCAGCCUCUCAACUGGCUCAAUGGCGGCUGGGCUGUACAUGAGAAAGACCGGGAAGUAUCGCACUUACUCGCUGGUGAUCUACACACUAUUUGUACUUGGAAUUUUGAGUCUCUUUGCUUUAACCUUCUGCCGCAAUUCUCUGGGCUACAUUGAGUACAUUGUAUUGUUUGUUCCAGGUGCCGGGUAUGCAACCAUGCUAACCGUAACGCUGUUAGCACUCAUUGCAAGCAUAGAUUUCUCACACCAGGCUCAAGUUACGUCUAUUCAUUACGCAUUUAGGGCCACAGGAUCUACACUCGGAGUGGCGCUAGCUGGUCUUGUAUAUCAAACUGGGCUAAAAUACAAUUUAGACACAACAGUGAAGGGGAAUAGUGAGCUGCUAUACAAAUACGGCGAUGAGAAAAUGGAAAAAUGGUGCCAAGAAAUAAUUAAAGAAAGUCUCUUCGACACCUCAUUUGACGAGGUUUUGCAUUAUCAGUCCACGGGCUCUUUCAUGUUUGGCAGUCAAGCCGCUAUUAUCUUGGCGCUCGUCGUGGCUUCUUUUGGUGUGUUUGCCAGUACAUUUACCAGAGAAUAUCACUUACACACAUCCGUUCCUACC
Molecule: messenger RNA, 1668 nt
Organism: Lachancea meyersii CBS 8951
Lineage: Eukaryota; Fungi; Ascomycota; Saccharomycetes; Saccharomycetales; Saccharomycetaceae
Source: the annotation of a GenBank genome assembly